This is a messenger RNA of Oncorhynchus keta (chum salmon), 2935 nucleotides long. RefSeq names its product class E basic helix-loop-helix protein 40-like. Gene Ontology annotation, biological process: anterior/posterior pattern specification; regulation of neurogenesis; circadian regulation of gene expression. Gene Ontology annotation, molecular function: protein dimerization activity; DNA-binding transcription factor activity, RNA polymerase II-specific; RNA polymerase II cis-regulatory region sequence-specific DNA binding. The transcript is spliced from 5 exons. The coding region runs from base 390 to 1652 and encodes 420 amino acids. Gene Ontology annotation, cellular component: nucleus. NCBI's taxonomy places the organism in Eukaryota, Metazoa, Chordata, Actinopteri, Salmoniformes, Salmonidae. The record is from RefSeq and is a predicted model, not a curated record.
CCAACACGUGAGGCUCAUGUGACGGAGGUAGGUCAGCUAUCCAACCGAGAGACUGUCUCGUCACAGGGUUUAUUUAACACGUAGACCAAACCACCCCUCUCACACAUUUAUCAGGGAGUAGAGCUUCUAAACCAUUGCUGUGCUUGGAUCUCAGAGUGACACCAUCACAUUGACAGUCUGCAAAGCAAUAGCCUGUUGAAAGAUUAUUCUUUAUAGAAAAAGUGUUAACAAUUGAAUAGAAGAACAUAACAAUAAUAGCAAGAAGAAGAAGAAAAUAUAUAUCUUUGUUAAAUUAGAAUAUUUGCUGACUAUUGAAACAGAUCUGAAGAAGCCUAUUUUUAGGGUUGAAUUUUUUGAAGACCAAUAUUUGGAUUUAAUAAAGACGCAACAUGGAGAGGAUUACAAGUGCACAACCUCCUCCUUGUAUGGCAAAACACCAGUUGCUGGAGAUGGCAGACAUGCAAGGAAUGGAUUUCCCAAUGUACGUGUACAAACCCCGACGGGGUUUGAAGCGCGGGGAAGACAGUAAGGAGUCAUACAAGUUACCCCACCGAUUGAUUGAGAAGAAAAGACGUGACAGAAUCAAUGAAUGCAUUGCCCAACUGAAGGAUUUAUUGCCAGAACAUCUCAAACUCGCAACUCUGGGCCAUUUGGAGAAAGCUGUGGUGUUGGAACUCACCCUGAAGCAUGUGAAAGCCCUGAGCACUCUCCUGGAUCAGCAGCAGCAGAAAAUCAUUGCAUUACAGAAUGGCAUGCAAAUCAGUGAUCAGAGCAGUGUUAGUUCAGAGAACAGUGAGGAGAUGUUCCGCCUUGGUUUCCACGUCUGUGCUAAGGAGGUCCUCCAGUACCUGGCUAACCAGGAGAGCAGCAAAGACCACCUGAUCCCCUCCCACAUGAUCAGCCAUCUCCAGAAAGUUGCAUCAGAGGUGCUCCAGGGUCCACCCAGGCCCCAGCCAGAAGAGUCUACCCACAAACCCGUCGAGAGCAUGGAAAAGCCUGCUGGUCAUCCGCCUAAGGGCAACGAGGGUAACGCCAAGAACUUUGUGUCUGUCAUUCAAAGGACAUACCCCCACGGACAUGGGGAGCAGAGUGGCAGUGACACAGACACUGACAGUGGCUAUGGAGGGGAACACGAGAAACGGGACCCCAAAGGGCAACGCACAAGCUGCUACGGCAAGGAGGGGGAGCUCAAGUAUGAUGUGGCUGAGAGGAUGGCAGGAGGUGGCAUCAAGCAGGAGGGUGAUGAGCCCCAGAUCAAGAGGUUAAAAGCUGACUCCUCAGAGGAUGAGUCUUCCUCUGGACAGGUGGUCAGCAGCCACGGAAGCUACAUGAGCUUCUCCCAACACCAGACCCCACUCUGCAUGCCCUUCUACCUAAUCCCCCAAAUGGCUGCAGCAUGGCCCAUGCUGGAGAAGUGCUGGUACCAAGGGGGCAUGCCCCUUUUGUACCCAGGCAUGAGUGGCUCUGCAGCCAGCUUGUCUCCAGAGAAACUACCCCAAAACCUGGUAAUGUCGCCCAGGCCAGGUUCCCCGGCACACCACCAGGCACCUAUGGAUUCACCAGCUCUCUUCCAGCAGGCACCUAUGGAUUCACCAGCUCUCUUCCAAGCUUUAAAGCAAGUCCCCCCCAUGAACUUGGAAUCCAAAGACUGAUACACUUUUGUGUUUGCACCCUGCUCUAUGAAUAUUUGGUGUUGAAUGAAUUGCCUGCUGGAAGGCAUCCAGGGAAUGGGAAAACAAAGACAAGAGCACCAGCAAGCAGCUGUUUCACCCCUCCGCCCACAUUCUCCCUUUGAGAGCAAACAGCAACUGUUACACACAAACACAGUAGCCACCGCCCUCCAAGCUAGCACCCAUACACUGAGUGGAGCCUUGGAGCCAGUCAGCACUGAAGCUCAGUCCCUUUAAAGGCUCAAAUAUGACCUGUUGCAAAGUUCUGAGUAACUGUAAAGAGAUGGUCUUACACAAGGACAUGACAAAAGUGUUUGAGGGUGAGACUUACCGUGGGGAUGGUUUCUCUGCACUUCUGUUUAAUCUCAGAGUUAAACCCAGAAUGUGAUGCGCAGACAGCACAGCACCCAGCCAUUCGGACCUGCCCUUUGCACACAUCAGUCUGUAAUGAAUGUAAGAAUUGUAACGAAACCCCUGUAGAUGCUGCUUGAGUUUCUACGUAAACCUGUCACUGGAGGAUGACACUGAAACUGAAACUGCAACAGACCGUCCUUUCGACUAGAAUGCUACCAAAUACGUCUCUGGUUUAUGUUGACCAGGGUAGUCACAAAAUCCAUUGCUCCCUCUUCACCCACCAAGUGUACCUUGCAGCUAAAUUGAUUUUUAUUCUUUAAACACGUCAGUAUGGUGUCACCGGACCUGAUCUGCGUCACUCAUGAUGUAAAUACAGAAGUGAUUUUAGUUUUGAGUUUGUAACUCACUACCAUUUGUGCAAGUAGUUCUUGUGAGGUGAUGUCUUGUAAUUAUUUUGUUUAUACUACUUGUACAUAUCUAUUUUUGAUACAUGACCUACAGAGUGUAUUUUCAUUGUGACUAGACGGAGAGAGUUUUAGCUGGCCAUUUUGCUGUAUGCCAAGAGGAUGUGUACAUAGCAUUGUGCUAAGACCUGAUUUGCAUCAUGCUCAUUAUUAAUUUCUCGUCUGGUCAAAUUCUGUCCUGAUCUAAGUUUAUGCUGUUGCCUUUACUUGUUCAUAGCAGACAACAAUUAUGGCGGAUGUCUAACUGUAUUUGUAUUAAUUAUUGAGUCUGUGGCAAAGAGAGGAGAGUGAAUGUAACGUUAAGGCAAAAUGUUAGUUUUAUAUAGAACGAGGUACUUGGAUUUGUAUUUUAGGAUCUAACAGAUGGUUGCUUGUUGUACAUAUUUUGUCUAGUACUGUUGACAUACAUUUUUAAAGAUAUUAAUAAAGAUGUUUUUUUUUCCCCUG